AUAAAAUUAUAAUUACGUUGUAAAAUGAAAAUGCUAAAUUGAAGUUUAAAAUGUGUGGUACCUAUUAUUAUUCCGGCAACACUCAAAAUUCAAUCAUUAUAUACGUUUGGUUCUUAGAUUGUUUAAUAUUUCUAAUUGACGUCCUUUUUAACAAGAAACUCGUUAAAGUUUCUUAAAUUUAAUGCUAAUAUCAUCAAAUAGUACGUACACUGCAAUUGGAUGUGAUUUCUAAAUACUCUUGUUUGUUGGCUGGGGCACUUGUUUACUAUUGGGACACCAAAUUUCCCUAAGCUGCCAAAUUGGCGGUGUGAACCGAAUAUUCAGCUUUGCUGCAUUUGUUGCUGUAUAAUUAUAUAACACAUUAUACAGAGAAAACGAAGUAUGGCUGCAUUAGACGAUGAACUUAAAACAGUUCGACAACUAUGUGAGAAAACUUUGGAUAAUACAAAGCUUAUUACUUGUGUCGGAGAAAUGGUUCGUGUAGAAAUUAGCACGACAUCAUUUAAUACAAUUAUUUUGUGCAUACAGUUUCCGAGUAACUAUCCAGAGAAUUAUCUUUUAUUGGAAUUAAAAUCCAAAACGUUGUCGAAUGACUUUCUUAAAGGACUUACUACACUAUGUGAGAAAAAUUUAAAAAACGAUAUUGGACAUCCACAGGUGAUGAAAACUAUCAAAUUCAUUCGCACAUAUUUUUUGGAAUAUCCUUUAUGUUGCUGUUAUGAUGAAGUAAAUAAACUCAAGAAUAUAAUCAAAUCAAAUGGUACAUUAAAAUUAAAACAGAAAUCCUGCUGCAUUCAUGUGGAUAUAUUCAGUGGAAAUUAUGAAGUGAAAAUGAGAAUCUUUAUACCCCGAGAAUAUCCAAAUAAAUGUGUCAAGCUUGAAGAAUAUACAGCAAAUUUUCCUGAAGUUUUCAAUUUGUACUUAGUUGGGCAAUUUACUGAGAUUGCUAGGCAAUGUGUUGAGCCUCCAUUGAGAAAAAUAAAAACAAAGAAGCAGAGUGCACCUCAACCUUUUCAAAUUAAACCCAGUUUAGAGCCUUCAGUAAAAUUCAUGAUAGAAACUGUCAUCAGAUUUCAGCAUGAGAAAUGUCCAGUGUGUAAAGAACAAUGUUUACCUGAUAAUCCAAUGGAUGCUAUAAAAUGUGAUAAAAACCCUAAGCAUGUCGAGAGAGCUUUAUGCAAUCAUUUAUAUCACCAGGAGUGUUUAACAAGAUAUUUGGCAUCUCCUCCUUUUCCCCGAGAUGGUAAAAAAUGUCUAAUCUGCACAGAAAGAUUGCAUCACCAGAAGUGGGGAGUGAAUCCAAGACUUGCUGAAGACCGAUGGGCCCACCAGCAGGCUCGUGAAAGAGAGUUAGAUGAAGUGAAAGACUUCUUGCAAUAAAUUAUAAUUUUCGUUACAUUGUUCAACAUGUGUUACAUAUUACUG
Messenger RNA from Ctenocephalides felis (cat flea), 1425 nucleotides. RefSeq lists its product as uncharacterized. Gene Ontology annotation, molecular function: protein binding. The coding region runs from base 382 to 1380 and encodes 332 amino acids. The record is from RefSeq and is a predicted model, not a curated record. NCBI's taxonomy places the organism in Eukaryota, Metazoa, Arthropoda, Insecta, Siphonaptera, Pulicidae. The transcript has 7 exons.